AUGGUACUGCGCCGCCUGUCGAAACAGCGAAAGAUCACCAAUCCACAGAUGCUGCUCAUGCACCGCCGGGAGCCGUACAAACCGUGUAUGAAGGACCGCCACGAGAUUGAGAAUCGCGCCAAGUUGUAUGAAUUCGAGCGGAAGAAUGCGGAGGGUCUCAUGUUUGUGCCGGACACUGCACUUCCGCCGUGGAAGAAGUCACUCGCGUUGAACGCCACUGCGGCGGCAAACCGCAUGAACUUUAGAGGCUUUCGUGUGCGUGUGGUGGACCGGCAGGAUGAGCCGGGAUUUCCAACACCAUUUCGUUAA
Trypanosoma theileri is the source of this 309-nucleotide messenger RNA. RefSeq lists its product as uncharacterized. The coding region runs from base 1 to 309 and encodes 102 amino acids. The transcript has a single exon. Lineage: Eukaryota; Euglenozoa; Kinetoplastea; Trypanosomatida; Trypanosomatidae. The record is from RefSeq and is a predicted model, not a curated record.